AUGCUUCCCAGCUCACUUUUACAUUUUAGCAGCAAGCACAAGAACAAUGACAGCAUCAGCAACUACUCAGCUUACAUAGAUACCAUUGAAGAUGCACUGAGAGCAUUGUCGUUGCUGUUGCCUGGCAGAUUUGAAGAUAGCGAUCUUUGCUCACAGGCAGUUCUGGCAGGAUUGAAUUUGGUGUCACUCUAUCAUACAAAUUUUUUGGUGCGAAAAUCAAAUCACCUCAAAUCAAAGAAUAGCAGCAAAGAUGACACUGUAGUGGAGUCAUUUAAUGCACAAUUCUCCAGAAACAACGGUUCAAAUUGGUCAAGCAAGACAGCGUCUUCGGUGCUGAGUGUAAUAGCGUAUACCGAAGUGCUGGUCGAGAUGUUGCUGAAUAGAAAAGUGUCAAAAAGCUCAAAAUGGAAGUUUAUUGCAAGUCUAGAGGGACUCAAAGGUAUACUACGACUUGUCAUCUUUUACGGCACAAGACGAAAGAUGAUUUUGCAUCCAACACACUUCAUCCGAAAUGUCGAUACGGUAUCAUUGGAAGUAGCAAAUGAUGAAAAGUUUGAGCUGACGUUCCUUGACCCUCGAACGGGCACUGCACUAUCAUCAACGCAAGCAGCUAUAGAGCAGAUUAACAGUAGUCGUAAUAGCCGUAUACGAGGAUGGGCUCAUUUGAGCGAAGUGUUGUGGAUUGUAAGACCUUUUGUGUAUGCUUGGAUGAUAUAUUGGCGACAGAAGCGUGCACAAAAGCAUGAUUUGAUCCGACUGAAAGCCAAAAUAGAGGACGAAAUAGAGGAGAGUGAGGAAGAGGCGGAUGGGAGCAUAGAAAAAGAUGAUGAAGGAUCAUGGAAACCAUGGCUCGUUUCUCUCAGCAUUGAUAUAGCAUCUCGCGUCGCUCGACAUAUGCAGCCCAUGUCGCCCUUGGAGCGCGAGGAGUCAAAGCGAAGGGAUUACUUGUUCAUUUACUACCUGUUUCGAGGGCCAUUAUAUCUGAAAUUUACAAGACUUGUCUUGGAUGCCUUUUGUGAUGCUACAGAGCAUAGACCGCUCAUAUCUAUUAUUACCGCCGCUAUCAAUGAUUAUCGACCAUUUUGGGAAGAUUCGUACUUUUACACUGCUGGUUCCUAA
Messenger RNA from Mucor velutinosus, 1119 nucleotides. RefSeq lists its product as uncharacterized. Gene Ontology annotation, biological process: peroxisome organization. Gene Ontology annotation, cellular component: peroxisomal membrane. Bases 1 to 1119 code for a protein of 372 amino acids. The transcript is spliced from 6 exons. The record is from RefSeq and is a predicted model, not a curated record. Lineage: Eukaryota; Fungi; Mucoromycota; Mucoromycetes; Mucorales; Mucoraceae.